Rhododendron vialii is the source of this 1800-nucleotide messenger RNA. Its product is annotated as protein NLP7-like. The coding region runs from base 440 to 1636 and encodes 398 amino acids. NCBI's taxonomy places the organism in Eukaryota, Viridiplantae, Streptophyta, Magnoliopsida, Ericales, Ericaceae. The transcript is spliced from 3 exons. The record is from RefSeq and is a predicted model, not a curated record. Gene Ontology annotation, molecular function: protein binding; DNA-binding transcription factor activity.
UGGUUGUCGUUCGACGAGAUCAACGACUUGGAACCCCAACACGAGGACAUCGUUGACCAGCUGGUCAUAGACUACGCGGGAGUGGAUCAUAGUGUAAUUGGGUACAGGGGCGGUAAGUUGGAUUUGUUCUCAACAGCGGAAGUUUUGACGAUUAACGGGGUGGAAUACAGGAAACGUCAGGCCUGGUCUACGACUCUGGAAUCAUCGGUUGUAUUUGUGGAGAAGCUCUCCGUAAGAGUGUGGCUGGGACCCCGUGGCCAAUGGGUGGUCGAUAUUCGUUACGGGUGGAAUUGGCUCAACCUCGGCACUUUCAGAACUGCCGAGGGCGCCCCCUUAAUUAGCCACUGAAUCUUUUAAAAGGUGGAGGGGAGGGGAGGAUCUUUUCGAUUACCCCCAACCCUUUCUAAUUGAAAACGGAUCACAGUCGCUGCAGUUGCCAAUGACGGCACAAGAAGAGAACCAAGAUGGUGGAAUUGGUUGUGAGGGAAUAAGGGAUUAUGCAAUGGCAGAUCAAGCUCAGUUUAAUUCCGGGUGUUUGGAAAAAAGAAAAACAAAGAAAAAGUACCCGGGGGAGGAGAGAAGAAACAAAAAAGUACAUGGAGUUAGAAUUGCAAUUCCUUUGGAUGAUAUCUUACAAACUAAGGGAAUGUGCCUUAAAGAUGCUGCAAAUUAUCUCAAAGUUAGCAACACUAAACUGAAGAGUUCUUGUCGGGAUUAUGGAAUCCCCAGAUGGCCACCUCGCAUUAAUGAACACGAACUUAUCCAGCAAUCUUUCCCUAAAGAAACUCCAGCGGUUGUCGAUCAAGAGGGAAUUCCACAGUUGACUUCUCAUAUUGUGCCUUCUAAUCAAGCCUUGAUGGCUACAGUUGACACAACUAGUGUUGUUGAAAAGGAAAUUCAACCGUCGCAGUUUUUGCCUACAACUCAACAAGAGAACCCUGAUGCAGGUUUUGGCAACAAUGAAGCUGAGGCAAUUGGAGUGGGGGUUGAGGAAACAUGGGAGGCUAUAAUGGAAGAGGCCCAAUUGAAUUCAGGGUGUUUGGGAAAAAAAGGGAAAAGGAAGGUAAAUACCCCAAGAGGAGAGAGCGGUAACAACAAAAUUAAUGGAGUUAGAAUUGCAAUUCCAAAGGAAGAUAUCUUACAAACUAAAGGAAUACGUCUUAUAGAUGCUGCGAAGCAUCUCAAAGUUAGCAAAUCUACGCUUAAGCGAAUCUGUCGGGGGUAUGAUAUCUACAGAUGGCCACCUCGCAAGGAACAAGAACUUAUCAGCCAAUCUCGCCCCAACAAAUUUCCCGCGGUUGUUGAUCAAGAGCAAAUCCCACAAUUGAAUCCUGAUACGUUGUUGCCUUCUAAUCAGGUCUCGUCUACUAGUAAUACAUAUAGUGUGAAGGUAAAGGUAAAGUGUGAAGAAGGAACAAUAAUAAAGUUUCGGUUGUCUAGUACAUGGCGAAAGGUAGAGUUGAAACAAGAAGUGAAAAAGAGGCUGCCAUUCGAGGUUGGAACUUACAACAUCAAAUACAAAGAUGAGGAUGAGGAGUUGAUUUUAAUAAGUUGCGAUGAGGAUUUAGCGGAAUGUAUCUCCAGUUUUAGCCCGGUGGGUAGCUGUUCGAUUGAGCUAUUUCUUAAACUAAAGUAGCUCUUGAUUUCGCUUUGGCCAACUUUAAUCUUGGUACCGGAGCAUUUACCCUUCUUAAUUUUACUUUGGAAGUGUUUGGUUAUGCAGUCAAAUUGUUUGGACGUCUCCAGAUCUAUUGCAUCGAAGAAGUGCAUUUACAGAUUAUCCAAUAGCUUGCUUGGUAU